This is a messenger RNA of Scatophagus argus, 6003 nucleotides long. It is a transcript of the gene sona, whose product is annotated as SON DNA and RNA binding protein a. Bases 268 to 3885 code for a protein of 1205 amino acids. Gene Ontology annotation, biological process: regulation of mRNA splicing, via spliceosome; regulation of cell cycle. Lineage: Eukaryota; Metazoa; Chordata; Actinopteri; Scatophagidae. The record is from RefSeq and is a predicted model, not a curated record. Gene Ontology annotation, molecular function: RNA binding. The transcript is spliced from 10 exons.
UCGUCAGUUGUGAUUAGCGAAUGAAUUUACUUUGUUGAAAAAGUAGCAGCUAAAUGUCCUGACAAACUAGCAAUACAAGCAUGCUAACUUAGCUAGCGGCAAUGUCCUAGUUGGUGAACGAGUUGGCUAUGGAUCUGCGCGUAGGCCGCGGCGUGCAGGCAGCAUGUAUAGCUCUUACAACUUAUACGCCGUCCUCUUGUGUUGAGUGACGGAGAAGCACACCAGUGACAUUAAGAGGGACUUUAGAAAACCAGGGGCACCAGCACAAUGGAAUGUGCAGUGGACAUUCCCUCAGGUGAGGAUGAAGCACCUGAGAAAGAUGACAUGAAUGCCAAAGAAGGGAAUGAGCCACCCCAUAAGAAAAACAAGAAGCACAGAAAACACAAGAGCAAGAAGAAGAAGAGGAGGAGGAAGGGAGAAAAGGAGAGCAGUUCAGAAUCUGGUGCUGACUCGGAUGUUGAGCCACCACCUCCACCGCGACCUGUCAGGACCACCAGAUCUAGUGCCAGGCUGGCAGCAGCUGCAGGAGCUGGUGACCAUGCUGGGCUGAAGGAAGAGGGCAAAAGGGAUGUAAUUUCAGAUCGUGUGGAUACGGAUGGUGACACAAAAUCCAAAAAACACAAAAGACACGCUGCUAAGAAGAAGAAAAAGAAGAGGAAGAAAGAUGAAAAGCAGGAAAAGAAAUCCCCAUCUCGCUCCCCAUCUGAAAGCAGCUCAGCUUCGGGUUCUGAAUCUGAAGGUGAAGGAGGUAAAGGUGCUGGUGAUGGUAAAUACUCUCCAGCUGCAGCGCCUGACCUGCAAGAACCAGUGUCUAAAUUGGUUCCAAAAAGCAAAAAAUCGGAGGAGAAAGGAGUUCCCAUUCUCACGCAGAAACCUGAAUUGCUUGGGGUGAAAAAAGAGGAGAUAGUAGACACAGAUGUGUCCUCAUCUGGAGGGAAGGACAGCAACACCAAUGGAUCAGAAAAGGAUAUGAGUUUGCCCUCUGCGGGCCAGGAUGAGAUAACUCAAACAGCGACAGUUAAGGUUAAGACAGAGAGUAGUCAUGCUGAUGGUGCAUUCAGCCUUGCCCAGGAACUCCCUGACAUAAUCCCUAAACAGGAAGGUGCUAGAGAAGAUCCAGGACUGAAAGAUCAGGCCAAUUCAGUUCAGAGGGCAAAUGUCAAGGAAAUCGAUUCUUCCAAAUCUAGGUCUCCUUCUCCUUCCAGGGGCCUAGACAUUAAGAGGUCACCAACACAGCAGUUCGAGGGUCAAGCAGCACCAGUGAAAGGUCGAUCAAGAACCCUUUCAAGGUCAACGUCAAAGGGAAAAUGUUCUACGACUCCUUUAAAGAGUCGUCAGCUGUCCCGCUCUGUGUCUCGCUCUCAGUCCCCUAAAUCAAGGAGGAAGUCACUCUCCCUGUCUCCGAAGUCACCCAAGAGAGCUAGCCGUCAGUCUCGGUCAACCUCUCGCUCUCUCACACCCAAGAAGAAGGUGACAAAGCCCCCAAAGAAAUCUAAGUCUCCUAAACGUCGGAGGAGUUCGUCAUCUGUUUCCCCAAAGCGACACAGAAGUCCCCACACUCCCAAAAGAAAGGUUUCGCGAUCCCCAAAACGCAGUGGACGCAGGUCCCCCUCUGUUUCUCGGUCUCCAAGGAGAAGUCGAAGGUCAGAGUCACGUCCCCGUGGGGGCACAAGAUGUUCUAGGACCCGCUCACCCAGGCGAGGUGGUGGAGUUGGCAGGCGUUCACGGUCACGUUCCAUCACUAGAACCCGUCGGUCGCGCUCUAGAUCAAGACGUGCUGUUCGUCGCUCCAGGUCGCGGUCGUUGGCAAGGCGUGCGGGAGGCAGGCGCUCCCGGACUCGAUCCGUGUCUCGGCGUAGGAGGUCACCUCCCCCCAGAUCACGCCGCUCACGCUCCCGGUCAGUCCGCAGGAGCAGGCGAACUCGAUCACGUUCAGUUGUAGUCCUAAAGCGCAACCGGCGCUCCAGAUCAAGGAGUCCUCGCAAACGGACCAGGUCCAGGAGCCCUCCAUCCCGGCGGCGUUCUACAUCCCGAUCACCAGUCAGAAGGCGCUCUCGGUCCCCCGCCAAGAGAAAUCGUUCUCCGCCAAGGUCUGGGAAACGCUCUAAAUCCCGCUCAUUGUCUCGAAGGCAUCGGUCAAAGUCACACUCGCCACUACCUGUGAAGACGAGAUCCAAAUCUCCUAGAAAGAGGGGUCGAAGGUCAAAGUCUAAAUCUGUCUCUGCGGGCAUAAACAGAUCUAAGUCCAGGUCUAGGUCUGAAUCCAGUGAUGGGCAGUCUGAGAGCUCCUCCCCAGCCAGAUCCACAUCCUCCUCUCCUGUUAAAGAGAAGAAGCCUUCCUCUCCUAAGACAGAGGAGACAGCCGCUGAGAAGGCAGUUGUAGAAAGUGGAGGACCUUCAGGCACAUCAGGUGCGUGGAAACCUGUGCCCUCAGCAGCUGCCCCCAGCCCUCCUGCUGCAAGCUCCUUGGAUAAGUCGCCGGUUCAGACGCCUGCACCCAACAAUGACAAGGAACAGAUGGAGCACGCCAGCUCAUCCAACGAACGAGAUGUUUCCAGGUCCAGGUCUGGCUCCAGAGAACAUGGUACUAGCCCUGAAAAGUCAGAUUGUUCGAAAUCAGAAGCGUCAGAUGAAGAGGAGGAUUCUUCCUCUCCCGUUAAAACCCUCCUCAGACUCCUCAGCCCCGUGGUGCAGAAAUCCAAGUCACGUUCACCUGCGGAUCGCAGGAAACUUUCACGUUCCACUUCGUCGACUCGACGAUCUACAUCCAAGUCUGCGCCCAGAAAGAAGCAGUCUAGGUCCAAGUCUCCAGUGAGGAAAAGAGAAUCUGUCUCUCCAUCAGAAAAGAGGAAGCGACGGUCUAAAUCUCGAAGUCCUGCCAGGCGACGUAGGUCUCGCUCCACUGCACGGCGUAAGCGAUCGCACUCCAAGUCCCGCACCAGAACCCACCGGUCCAGGUCACGCUCUCGCUCCCCAACCCGCAAGAGGCGAUCCCGUUCGCCCAAUGCCCGUGGAAGGAGGAGGUCCAAAUCCACAGACAGAAACAAGCGAUCUAAGAGCCGCUCCACAGGCCGGAGGAAAAGGUCCAGGUCAGGUGACAGAAGCAGACGAUCAAGGUCUCGUUCUUCUGACCGCAGGCGCAGGUCUAGGUCAAGGGGGCGAGGGAGACGACCAGUGUUUCGAAGCCGUUCAUUUGACAGACGGGACAGGUGGAAAAGGGAACCUAGCCACUCUCCAGUUCUCAUUCUUCGCAAACAGCGCAGGUCAGGAUCGAGGACACGACGCAGCACCAGCAAGACUCCUCCACGGCUCACUGAACUGGAUAAGGACCAGUUACUGGAGAUAGCCAAAGCUAAUGCUGCUGCCAUGUGUGCUAAAGCAGGGGUGCCCAUUCCUGAGAGUCUUCGGCCAAAAGCCAUCCUCCAACUCCCUCUACCUACUCCAUCUCCUGCUCCCCUCUCUUUACCUCUACCUUUACCUCUCCCAAUGGGCAUGGGGAUGCCCAACAUGCCGAAUAUGCCCAACAUGGGUCCAAUGGGUCUACCCAAUAUUCCAGGAAUGCCCAGCAUGUCAAACAUCACCAUGAGUGCCGCUAUGGCAAGUAUGACAGCAGCUACUAUGACAGCUGCCUUGACCAACAUGGGUGCCCUAGCGGCCAUGCCACCCCUUGCCCCACUUCCUACCAUCACUAACAAGCCUCCCCCGUGCCUUGCCCCCCCAACUCCUGCCCUUAACCUGGACCACAUUGAAGAAGCUAAGCGAAAGGUCACUCAGCAAGCUAAUAUACACACCAUCAAGGAGCUUACUGAGAAAUGUAAGAUGAUUGCAAAUAGCAAGGAAGAGAUGGCCGUUGCUAAACCCCAUGUCUCAGAUGAUGAAAGCUAAAGCCACCAAGCUCUCAUGCCAAUCCCCUGAAAGGAAAAUAUAUAUAUAUAAAAAAAAAAAUAAAAACAACAAAAAAUAGAUGACCCAACUGAGCCUCAUAACCCACCAAUAAGAAGACCACCCUAAGUCGUCACAGCUACAACAUAAGAGCACCGGCACCAGCCACUGCCCCAUUCAUCUCUCCAGGUUGUUUCUCUUUGUGUGUGUGUGUGUGUUUGUGUGCGUGCAUGUGUGAGAGACUGGCAGACUGUCACAUGUGAUACCACUGAUUAAAAAAACCUGGACACACUGACACGUGUGCACGGUUGUUUGACUGUAUAGUGAGAGUGUGUGUGUGUAUAUAGUGACUUUCAGAACCAACUCCUCAGUGUCUCUGCUUAUUUCAGCAGUCACUGUUGUAAAGACUGAAGAGGAAACAAACCAAACUAACUAGUGGCGCAAGUGUUUUUUGUAAAAGAUUAGUUUCACUAAAUUUGUUUUACUUCUAUGCUUUCUUAAAGGAUUGUGUUCAGUGGGAACGGCUUCCAUGUUCUGCUGUGUUUCCCUCGGCUCUCUCUAGUCCCAGGUUUUAUAAACUAAUAAUGCAGACAAAGUUUUGGUAGAUAUUCACUUGUUUGUUUUCACGGAGGAUUACCACAUUGUUGUGAAUUUUGGAAUAGUAUGCCAGGUCAGAUUAUUUUGAAGGAAGGGAAUGACUCAGUAUGUUAGCUACAGACAGAAGAAUGUUUCCAGUUUUGACUAUGACCCAGAUUAUCACCCCCAUUCACAAAACAUAACUAAAUUCAGUUAGUACUGCCCUGGGUGUGAUUUCUUUCCCUCUAUUUUAAAUGAUCUUGUCUUUCAGUUUGAAUUUGUUGGGAUUUUGUUUUCCUACUUGGAAACAUGUUUGCUGUACAUUUGAACUUUUCAUAUGCCACCGUUCUAUGCCCUUACGUGCAGUGUUGUGUGUUUAUAAAUGGCAAUUUAAGAUGUAAGGAAAGCAUACCAUUAGUACCUGCUCUGAAAUGGAUUUGACUGAUGGCUGUCCAGGAGAUCCCAGGUGUUGGGACCUUGGCAGCAGGUGCGAACCUUCCAUAAGCCCAGAUUCAGAUCACAUCUAAAACUCGAUUGACUUGAGCUUGAACCACCGAGCCUCAGCCAUAUCAGCGUAACCGUUUUUUAUUUCCUGAUUAAAAACAAGAGGGGUGAAAAUGCAAUUUCUCUUAAACUUGAUACUGUAAACGGAGAUCAUUUACUUGUUUAGAAGGACAUUUCACUAUGUGACUGAAUACAUGAUAAACAUUUGGCUUAUUAAAAAAAUACAACUUUGCCUUUCUGUUGCUGUUUACAUUAUUAAAACACAAUUUCUGUUGCUUCAUGUUUUUGCACUGGGGGAUGACAAAUUAGUUGUAGAAGACUUACUAGUCCUGUACUGUGAUAUCGUUAAAGGUUUUUGUGUAUUUGACAAUCAGAUUCUUUGUCUCUAUGAUUUUUGAAGAAAGAACUAAAACCACAUGGAAUUUACACGUUUUACAGCUUUGUAUUCAAACGGCAAGGAGAGAAUUGUUAAGGAUAUGCGUAAUAAUUGCAAACACAACGAACAAUCUAACAAGCCGUUUUCGUUUAAUCCUCUCACAUAUUCAAUAUGUGCCUCACGUGUAAGACGUUACCUUACCUGCAGGAGGUAGUCUGAGUGAGCUGUGCCAGGGUAAACGGUGUCUGUGUUUCUGUCCCACUGGAUAACUGAAGAACAAAAGACGACAUUGGUGCUUUUGGGAAAACUGGCAGGGAUGGUGUUUUUCUGGUUUUUAAGGAACAUUGCUCACAUAACUUGUUUUCAUUGGAGAGGUAAAUAAUUCUGCAUCCAUCCUUCUUUGUCAGCCUUUCAUGCCCAGGGCUGCUUAACUGUGGAAGAUAAUCUGUGAAGGUUUUGUCAAACUGUAACCAUACUGACUACCAAAAGUGUUGGAACUGUUUCAUUGAUUCCCUCAGAUAAUUUUUAGCUAUUUUAAUGACAGAAAAAAGAAGAAAAAAAAUGCAUUUUAGGAAAAUUUUUUUUUUUUUUGGUCGUUUGAGUAUGACAUCGCUUGCUUUGUACAUAAAUGUGUUGAUGAUUAUUAAAAACCUCAAUGAUCUGUA